AUGGAAUGGCCUCAAGCAACCGGUCAUUCAUUAGGAUCACUUGAUUAUGAUACCGGUAAUCAUCAUGACCAAUCUCAUACAAGUAAAGAUCUUUGUAGUGGAAUGACAUCCAUAUUUGAUGAAAAGAUUAAGUUAUCAAAUAUUUUUAUAACACCUCUAGAUCAGCCUGAAAAUACAUCAUUGAAAAUGUCUGGUGCUAAUAAAGUAUUCAAAAGAUCAUCAACAUUAAUACUGGAAGAUAGCGAUGAGUAUCAGAUGAGUAUGAGCUGUAACAAUUUAUUGAAUUCGAGUGACGAUCCAGACCCAAAUACAUCUACUCCUGAACGUGAAAAACAAUCAGAUAGGUACGUUUUUUAA
Cotesia congregata is the source of this 357-nucleotide messenger RNA. The record is from the annotation of a GenBank genome assembly. Lineage: Eukaryota; Metazoa; Arthropoda; Insecta; Hymenoptera; Braconidae.